AUGUCGCUCAUUCGUCAAUCUAUACAACGUAAUCUUAGAUCAAAUUUCACCAAAACCAUAACCAAACAAUCAUCAGUAUUCACUUCAAAACAAUGUUAUAGAUUCAAUUCCACAACUUCAGAAUCAGUAGUAGAUCCAAAAAUUUCAACAAUAGUUGAUCAAAUCUCCACAUUAACAUUAUUAGAAACAUCACAAUUAAUAACAGAAUUAAAAACAAAAUUGAAUAUAAGUGAUAUAGCAUUACCAGUAGGUGGAUCAUCAACUCCUCAACAACAACAACCACAAGAAGAAGAAAUUAAACAAGAACCAAUAGAAGAAAAAACCAUUUUUUCAAUAAAAUUAGAAAGUUUUGAUGCUAAAUCAAAACCAAAAAUUAUUAAAGAAGUUAAAUCUUUAUUAGGUUUAAGUUUAGUUGAAAGUAAAAAAUUUGUUGAAAGUGCUCCAAAAAUUUUAAAAGAAAAUGUUGCUAAAGAAGAUGCUGAUAAAAUUAAAGCUACUUUGGAAGGAUUAGGUGCUAAAGUUUCAUUAGAAUAG
Molecule: messenger RNA, 534 nt
Organism: Lodderomyces jiufengensis
Lineage: Eukaryota; Fungi; Ascomycota; Pichiomycetes; Serinales; Debaryomycetaceae
Product: mitochondrial 54S ribosomal protein bL12m
Exons: 1
Coding region: 1-534 (177 amino acids)
Biological process (GO): translation
Cellular component (GO): ribosome
Molecular function (GO): structural constituent of ribosome
Source: RefSeq, a predicted model, not a curated record